Messenger RNA from Salarias fasciatus (jewelled blenny), 1920 nucleotides. RefSeq names its product perforin 1.3 (gene prf1.3). The coding region runs from base 32 to 1690 and encodes 552 amino acids. Gene Ontology annotation, cellular component: membrane. Gene Ontology annotation, molecular function: wide pore channel activity. The record is from RefSeq and is a predicted model, not a curated record. Lineage: Eukaryota; Metazoa; Chordata; Actinopteri; Blenniiformes; Blenniidae. Gene Ontology annotation, biological process: immunological synapse formation; T cell mediated cytotoxicity; defense response to virus. The transcript has 8 exons.
CAGACUGCAGGACGGAUCGACAACCACUGCGAUGCUGCUCCUGCUGCUGCUGCUCCUCCGCCCCCCUCCCUGUGCCGGCUGCCAGGCCUCCUCCUUCACCGAGUGCCAGGUCGCGCCCUUCGUUGCGGGUCAUGACCUCGCCGGCGAGGGUUUCGAUGUGGUGACGAUGAAGACGACCGGCGCCGGUGUCGUCGACCUCAAGACCUUCAUGGUGGGCGGAGUCAAGGGGAACUGCACCGUGUGCCACAACCGCCUCCUCCAGCAGACCCAGAAGCUGCCGGCCGCUGUGCGGGACUGGAAGGUCAAGGUGCAGUGUAAGCGUCACAUCACCAGUAAAAUCUUUGACUCCAGCCAAUCGGUGAUGAAGGAAGAGGGUUCGUCUGUGAACAGGAGCUGGAAGGUGGGCCUUAAGAUUGGUGGACUGGCUGGUUUUGCUACCGGAGGGUCUCACUCCGACACGACCAAGUUUGUGGAGAGUCGCAGCAAGAGGGACAAGUCCUCUUUCCUCACCCAUCACUUCCAGUGUGAAUACUACAGUCUCCAGCUGCGCUCGUCUCCUCCGCUGACUGAAGACUUCCAGAAGUCCCUGAACAACCUGCCCUCCACCCACUACCACAGGAACACCUCCGCCUUCCGCCGCUUCAUCUCCACCUACGGCACCCACUUCAUCCGCGGGGUCACCCUCGGGGGUCGGCUGCACGCCAUCACCGCCGUCCGCACCUGCGAGGCCGCCAUGGGCGCCAUGUCGGCCCACACGGUCGGCACCUGCCUGUCGGUGGAGGCCAGCGCCACCAUCGGGUUCAUCUCCUCCGAGAACAGCGUCAAAUUCUGUAACGAGAAGAUGAAGAGCCUGAGGAACGCCACCGCGUUCAGCCGGGCCUUCAGCGACCGCAUGAGCUCCGUCAGCGGCGGGGACGGAGACGUCUCGGACGUCCUCUUCGGUGACGGUGGAGCAGCGGCGUACCUGAAGUGGCUCCGGUCCCUGAAGAGGGUCCCGGGUGUGGUGUCGUACUGGAUCAGCCCACUGCACCAGCUGGUGACCGAUAACCCGAUGCUGAGGUCGACCCUGCAAGACGCCAUCAGCGACUACAUCCGCCGGCGCGCCAAGUCGCUGCAGUGCCCGGCCAGCUGCCCCAUCGGCCACCGCACGCCCAGCUGCGCCUGCCGGUGCCACGGCCACCGCAUGGUGGACGCCAACUGCUGCCCCGCGGCGCCCGGCGUGGCCCGCCUGGGCGUGACGGUGGUCCGAGCCGAGGGGCUGUGGGGGGACGACUUCACCAGGACGGACGGGUACGUGAAGGUGAGGUACGGGGCGCACGGCGCCACCACCCCCGUCGUCUGGAACGACGACUUCCCCCAGUGGAACUAUCAGAUCCACUUCGGCAGCGUCAACCUGGGAGGGAACCUACCCGUUCGCUUCGAGGUCUGGGAUCGGGACCACGCCUGGGACGACGACCUGCUGGGCAGCGCCAGCGUCUUCCCCACGGCGGGCGGGAAACCGGAGCGGAGGUUCCGGCUGAAGCACGGAGCGCUGAUCAUCCGGCUGACGGUGCAAUGCGCCCCCAGCCUGCAGGGGGCGCUGUGCCAACAGUACGCCCCCUCACCCGCCCGGGUGGAGCGCUGGGGGUCCGGGUGGUCUGCAGCGGAGGAGGGUGCCUCUCGUUUCUCCACAAGAGAUAAAAUGAAAUGAAACAAUUAAAACGGAUUCUGAGAUUUGACCAGAUUUCAUUUGAAACUUUUGGUAGAAGAAAAAUGAGCUCAAUAUAUUUUCUUGCUUUAACUUUUAUUUCACUCUAUCAUGAAGAUGCUCUCGGCUUCUGAACGCUUCUCUCCUUUGCUUCAGUCUGGCUGAAUGACUUUGACGCCGCUGGGUUUGAAUGCCGUGUUCUUUAACAGAGGACACAUUUUUGUCCUGUAAGC